UGUUGCUUCAGUGCUGCGCAGAGUGGCUGCGACCGCUGCAGAAGGCUGAGGCGUGAUUGUGUUCUCGAGGAAGCAGUGAGAAGCCAGAAAGAAAAGCGGUCCACGUAUGUUCCAUUCCUACUCAGAUGACACAUGAUCCUUCCCACUUUGAGCCGCGAGGGUAUUUCCGUUCUUUUGAUUCCGUGGCUUUCAUUAUUGUGUGGCAUACACUGCAACGUGGAUUGGAGCGACACCUCAUGAUGCAAACUUUUUUCGAGGAUCCGGCCACUGUCUGCUAUAAUAUUGUCUCGAUCUGUGAUAGAGAGCGGGCUGGGUUCCGUGAAAAACAUUCCUCUUUGAUUGAACGUUCUUGAAAUCGUUGAAGUAUUUCCUCUGACUGAGUGACAGAAGACUGAAAUCUCUGGAGGAGAAAGUCAACAGCCUCACCGCGUUACUCAGCUCCCGACAACACGAUACUCAAAACACGACUGCGGUUCUAUCACCACCACCGACUGUGGUUGACAAUACCCAAACACCGGUCCUGGAACCGCCGCGAUGUGCCACAGCCUUCCAGGACGGAUACUCGCAUUUCGACGUCGUUGACAAGGGCCUGCUGACACAGGGAAUGGCCGAUACCCUCUUAAAGACUUUCAAAGCAUACCCAUUCCAAAUACUUGCCAUUUGUCAUAAUCGAUCCACAGAUUGAUACAACUUCUUUACGCAGAACCUCUCCAAAUUUGUUCCUGGCCAUAGCCACAACAUGUAUCAGAGACGACACUGUACUUCAAAGGAGACUCGGGGUCGAGUUUAAAAGGAUUCUUUGUGAGCGAGUGCUGGUGAAUAAUGAACGAAGCAUUGAACUCUUGCAAGCACUGCUUGUAUACCUUACCUGGGUUCAUUUUCAGUUCAAUCCGAUAAUCAAGCAGACAACCAUGCUCCUUCAUAUGGUGCUCGGGCUCGUCACAGACCUUGACCUUGACAGGUGUCCUGCACAUCGGGAUCAGACAAUCGGAAGCUACGCUUGUAGUAAGUCCACUCCGGACGGAACGCUGCCGCCCCAAUGCAGAAGGACUACAACUGAAAUGCGUACACUUCUGGGCUGCUUCUAUCUUUCUUCAACAAUGGCCAUGACUCGCAAAGAACUAGCCAUGAAAUACACCGGCUGGAUCGACCACUGUUGUCAAUCCCUCCAUGAAAAGCAUGAAUUUCCCUCGGACAUCUCUCUGAUAGUCUUGGUCGAAGCUAAAUGUUUAGCGCGACGCAUCAGUGAGAAAUUCUCGUAUCAAGAUCACACCUUCAUUCGAAGUCAGAGCGACAUGGUGAUUCAGAUGUCCAUAAACAGUUUCAAAAAGAAGGUAGCUGAACUUGAAGCAAAGUGUGUCUCAGCUCUUCAGGAAAAUUAUGCCCUAAUAGCGGAGCUGAAAGCGUUGCGCAUAACGGUCCACGAGGUGGCAUUGUAUCGUGACCCUGCGAUCGUAGCCGAGUCUACUGGCCACACAUUCCAUCUCUGGAACCUCUUGAGCUCAUCCCGUGAAUUCUUGAAGUAUCUCUUCAGCCUGCCAAAAGAUGUUCUGAGGGACCUACCUGCCGGGUGUUUCACGCUAUUCUCGUACGCGCUUAUUGUGCUCCUGAUAGUUGUCCGCCUGCCAUCAACGACAGGCUGGGACAGCUCGAUCGCGAAACAAGAAGCAGAUUUCAUCGGCCUCAUACAACGGGCUCAAAAGACAUUCGGGGAUGAGCUCACGCAAACCGGAGAUGCCGUGAGUUUGGAGCACAGAGACGUCUGGGCAUUCUUCUCUCGGGGCACGGGGGGUUUGAUGGGGUGGCAUCAAAAGUCGGGACUUCAGAGCGAGGGCGGCAUAGAUUUUCAUGUCCCGAUGAGCUCUACAAUCGCCCCAUGUAUGAUAAGAUGCUCGGUAUCUGACCUGAUGACUGCUUUCAGUGCGCUGAGGAUCAGGAAACCUAACGAGUCAGUCAGCUUUGGUGGCCAGCCACAACUGACGACCGGAGCCGGAGGACCACAAAUCCAGCCCGAGACAGCAAUCGAUCUCUGGAGUGACGAGACGUGGCAAUCAAUCCUGGAUGAGUUCUUCAUGUUCCCUACAGCGGCAGGGUUUCCAGCUUGAGCGCAAGGAAAAGGUGUUGGGCUACGUUGGAGGGCGAUAGGUAUUACGCAUUCCUGGGCCACCUAAACAAUCCGCACGAGGCUAUACUUAUCACUGGAGUACUAUAACGUCGAUAAGGAAAGGCAAGGAAAUGCAGCCUUAAUGGCUGCUACAAUUGAAUGUUGUGAUUUCUUUAUUGGUGGUGGCCGUCUCUGAAGGGAGAGAAAAGAGACGGAGUCUAUGGAAGUAAAGCAAGUAAAAGACAACAAGCCAAUGGGGCAGGGUCACCCUCCAUCUUUGGUAUUUCAACCGAGGCAACCACGUAACAACCCUGCCCCUAGCUGUACAAAUUGGCUGUCCUCAAUCGAAAUAGAAAAUCACCCUUGUUAAUCCCCG
Exophiala oligosperma is the source of this 2480-nucleotide messenger RNA. RefSeq lists its product as uncharacterized. The transcript is spliced from 3 exons. The record is from RefSeq and is a predicted model, not a curated record. Gene Ontology annotation, molecular function: transcription cis-regulatory region binding; DNA-binding transcription factor activity, RNA polymerase II-specific. Gene Ontology annotation, biological process: regulation of DNA-templated transcription. Bases 912 to 2105 code for a protein of 397 amino acids. Lineage: Eukaryota; Fungi; Ascomycota; Eurotiomycetes; Chaetothyriales; Herpotrichiellaceae. Gene Ontology annotation, cellular component: nucleus.